Messenger RNA from Aspergillus uvarum CBS 121591, 1630 nucleotides. RefSeq names its product zinc metalloprotease. Gene Ontology annotation, cellular component: endoplasmic reticulum membrane. The record is from RefSeq and is a predicted model, not a curated record. The transcript has 5 exons. The coding region runs from base 78 to 1448 and encodes 456 amino acids. Gene Ontology annotation, molecular function: metalloendopeptidase activity. Lineage: Eukaryota; Fungi; Ascomycota; Eurotiomycetes; Eurotiales; Aspergillaceae. Gene Ontology annotation, biological process: CAAX-box protein processing.
CCACCUCAUAGUUCGAGGAAACAGCCCACUUCGCAGCAGGUUCUAUCUCGGAUUCUUGCUGUGCUGCGGACUCUACCAUGUAUAUUCUCGAGCAAUUGGCGCGUCUGCUCGACCGCCCAUUCUUCCCUUGGAAGAAUGUCCUCGUUGGAUUCUCUCUUGGACAGUUUGUGCUAGAAGGACUCUUGUCUUUCCGUCAGUACAAGGUCUUGCAGCGGACGAAGCCUCCCCAGGUUUUGGAGGGCGAGGUGUCGCAGAAGGUUUAUGAUCAGAGUCAGGCUUAUGGUCGCGCCAAAGCCAAGUUCGGUUUCUUUGCAGGUCUUUACGGUCAGAUUCAGAAUCUCGCGUUCAUCUACGGCGAUGUCCUCCCCAAGCUUUGGGGUGUUAGUGGUCUCUUGUUGGCACGGUAUCUUCCAGCUCGGUUCCAGGGUGAAAUCGCCCAGACACUCCUAUUUCUCUUCGGUUUCAACUUGAUCAGCACGGUUCUGUCUAUCCCGGUUUCAUACUACAAUACCUUCGUGCUUGAGGAGAAGUUUGGUUUCAACAAACAGACCGUCAAGCUCUGGGUCACGGACAUGCUCAAGGGUCAAAUGCUGGGUAUCGUGCUAGGAACUCCAAUCAUCAGUGCUGUUCUCAAGAUCAUUCAGAAGACUGGCAACUCAUUCUUCUACUACCUCUGGAUCUUCGGUAUCUUCAUUCAGGUUUUCGCCAUCACCAUCUACCCCAUCGUUAUCCUUCCUCUGUUCAACAAGCUGUCGCCCCUGGAGCCAGGCCAGAUCAAGACGGGUGUUGAGAACCUUGCCAAGAAACUCGAAUUCCCUCUGAAGGAGCUGCAUGUCAUUGACGGCAGCAAGCGCAGUGCUCACAGCAACGCCUACUUUUACGGACUUCCCUGGAAGAAGCACAUCGUCAUUUAUGAUACUUUGAUCGAAAAGAGCGAGCCUGAAGAGGUGGUCGCCGUGCUCAGUCAUGAACUCGGCCACUGGAGCUUGAGCCACACUACCAAGCUGUUUGGUAUCGCCCAGUUCCACAUGUUCUACAUCUUCGCGCUGUUUUCCGCUUUCGUGAACAACAAGUCCCUGUAUCAGUCAUUUGGCUUCCACAGCCAGCAGCCCAUUAUGAUCGGAUUCCUCUUGUUCUCCGACGCCCUCGCUCCCAUGGACGCUGUCGUCAAGCUGUUGAUGAACAUUCUCAGCCGCAAGUUCGAGUUCGAGGCUGACGCCUUCGCUGUUGGGCUCGGAUACUCUGAGGAACUAGCACAGUCUCUUCUCAAGCUCCAGAUCCAGAACCUCAGCACCAUGGAUGCUGACUGGAUGUACGCAAGCUACCACUACUCUCACCCUAUUCUCUCGGAACGCCUCAAGGCGCUCGGCUGGAAGGGCGGAAAGGUCACCAACCUCAAGGAGGAAGACAGCGAGAAACCGGUCAAGGCCGCGGAUCGCGAGCUGUGAGGCCCUCCACUUCAUGUUGAGAUCUUUGGCAAAGCUUAGCCUCCUGUUCUGCAGUUCGUGGAGUACGGGGGCUGUCAAGCACUUGGGUACAUGACAUUGUAAUUGACGAUUUGUUGGAAUGGUAUAGUGAAUUCAAAGAACUUAACCAAAGAAGUAAGAAAACAAACCAAUGACAACCUCCU